ACAAAUAAUUAGAAUUAACAGAUCUCUGAAGCACAUCAGUCGCCUUCAGACUUCACAGAAGUUUCCGUCGGGGCUCGAACUGUUGUGCACUCUUAUUUAGGACUCUUGUGUGGUUGUUAAACAAACCUCAUUUUCUCUACAAAGAAUGUUGUUUUCAAGUGAUGAAGAGGAAUGUUGUAUUACUACGAUUGAAAAAAGACCUUCCAAAUAUGAGCAAAAGGAUGAUUUAUCGGACAUCGUUCUGGUAGUAGAGGACAAGAAGCUUCACGUCAAUAAAGCCUUGUUGAUGAUACAUUCCAAUGUGUUUAAGACAAUGUUCACCGGAUCCUUCAUUGAAAAGGAUUUACAAGAGAUUAAACUUCCAGGAAAGAAAGUGGAUUUAAUGGUGGAACUAUUGGACCAUAUCCAUCCCGGGUGCACUACUGAAAAAUUUCACGCUGAAACUCUACGUGAACUUCUCCAACUCGCCGAUGAGUAUGGUGUCCAGCAGGUUUUUCACAACUGCCGAGUAUACUUCGACAGACGCAUAAAUUGCAAGCAUCAAGACAUGAAGAUUGAUGAAAUUUUACUCUUCCUUGGGAUAGUCGAAGAGUGGAGCAACGAAUACGAUCAACUACGUUCGUUCAGAUUUGAUUUAAUUAGAAAGGCAAGUAGAGUAGAAAUUGGUCUUGUGAUAGAAAGCAAAUAUUAUUCUUCUCUACCUGCUACAACUCAAAGAGACAUCAUCAUGCGUCGUCUUGAGAGAGUCGAAAGAAUUUAAGAAGUAUAAGACCUAGAGUUAAACAAUUGGCUAGUAGGAUUGAAACUACUGAUGGCUUUUCAUUGUAAUCCUUUGUGAUGAGCUUUUGUGUCAGACACAUCUUAUAACACCCACAUAAGGUUUUCUGUGAAACAUUUAGGACGAUUCAGAGUUCUGUGAGUCCAUCUCAGGAUUGAUGAUAAUUACUUUUGUAACAAGAUCAUAAAAUAAAACACAAAAGUUAUAUCGGACAUUCCUAUAAUAAACGAUAGCACAUGUUGGACAAUAUUUUAUAGUAACUGAAACUAUUUUGAUACUAAAUAUAAUUUGAAAUUUCAUCUUGAGAUUCUGUGUAUCGUCAGUUUAUAGAUAAACAGAUUUUGCUCAGUUUACAUCCAAGGAACCUACUCUUGCAGAGCACACUACACUUAGUAACUGAAUUUCUAGCCAAAUACUUUUUUAUUAACAUUUUUCCCAAACUGUCUGCUACUCAGUAUUUAGUAGCAUUGCGAGUUCAAAUCGCCAACUAUUAUGUUGCACUAACACUAAAUCUUAAGGAAGAUAGUGUUUAUAUGAGUAGUUUGUAGUGGAAGUGAUCAAAGCGAUGUGUAACUAUAUCUGAGAGUAAUAUACCGCAAGUAACCCAUAAGUAAGUUUACAUUUGUUUUCAUUCUCAUCCAUUCAAAAAGCAAAUAAAGGUAUAUACUUAACUUG
This is a messenger RNA of Pomacea canaliculata, 1453 nucleotides long. RefSeq names its product BTB/POZ domain-containing protein At1g21780-like. The record is from RefSeq and is a predicted model, not a curated record. Lineage: Eukaryota; Metazoa; Mollusca; Gastropoda; Architaenioglossa; Ampullariidae. Gene Ontology annotation, molecular function: protein binding. The transcript is spliced from 2 exons. Bases 146 to 760 code for a protein of 204 amino acids.